UUCUCUUAUCUACAAAUGUUUCAUCAAUUCAUAAUUUUUCAGGUUGGAAGCAAUGAGGGAGGCUGGAGUUCAAUUCGGAGCUUUGUAUCUCCAGACAAAGAAUUGGAUGAGACUAUUGCAUUUGUUUUUGGAGAUAUGGGAACAUCUCUUCCAUAUAAAACAUUUCGUUGGACCCAGGCAGAAAGUGAGCUAACCAUAAAAUGGCUACUGCGAGACCUUGAAGAACUUAGGGAUAAGCCUGCAUUUUUAUCUCACAUUGGCGAUUUGAGUUAUGCCAGAGGCUAUGCAUGGUCAUGGGAUUCCUUUUUCUCUCAGAUUGAACCUCUCGCAUCCAAAUUCCCCUAUCAUGUAUGUAUAGGAAAUCAUGAGUAUGACUGGCCACAACAACCGUGGAAACCUUCAUGGGCAAGUUCAGUUUAUGGGACUGAUGGAGGUGGUGAAUGUGGGGUGCCUUAUAGCCUGAAGUUUCAUAUGCCUGGCAAUUCUUCAUUUCCAACAGGAAAUUCUUCUCCAGCAACUCGAAAUCUCUACUAUUCUUUUGAUGUGGGAGUUGUUCACUUUGUGUACAUCUCAACUGAAACAAAUUUUCUCCAAGGAAGUGAUCAAUAUGCUUUCAUUGAGCAUGACUUAAGACAAGUUGAUCGCAUUAAAACUCCAUUUGUAGUUGUUCAAGGUCACCGUCCCAUGUAUACCACAAGCAGCAGGAUAGGAGAUGCUCCUAUUAGGGAAAAAAUGCAGGAGCACUUAGAACCUCUUUUUGUGGAGUUUGGUGUCAAUCUUGUUUUAUGGGGUCAUGUUCAUAGCUAUGAGAGGUUUUGCCCACUAAAAAACUCCUCAUGUGGAAAUAUGGAUAUUGGAGCUAACCUUCCAAUACAUGUUGUGGUUGGAAUGGGUGGAAAUGAAGUGCAACCGCAAUGGCAGCCUAGGCCUGAUCAUCCAGCAGAUCCUAUUUAUCCACAGCCUAUUGGGUCCAUAUAUCGCAGCGAGGAGUUUGGUUAUACACGUAUGCAUGCUACAAGAAGCAAACUGUCAGUUUCCUAUGUAGGUAAUCAUGAUGGACAAGUCCACGAUAUCUUAGAAAUACGCCUGAAAGGCAUUGAGAUAGUCUCUUCUAGCUGGAUUUGGUUUCUAAAAGCAGUUUCCUUAUUCCUGGUUGGAACUUUACUUGGUUUUUUUGGUAGUAUAUUGUACUACUACACAACAGGAAAAAAAUCUCGCAACGUUCAGUGGGCAACACUGAGUAACUCUGACUUAUAGCUACCAUAAUGCAAGGAGGCACACCAAUAUAGGUUCUGCAGUCUUCUUUUUAACAAAUGACAACAAUUGUCUUGAACUUAGCUAAUUAGUACUGAAGCAUUCGAAUCAACUGGUGCUAUACUGCCAUCCAAGCGUCAAGCUUUCUACAUUUCAGACUUUCUCCAAGUCUGUGUUUUGUUCUUCGGCUUAUUAUCAGUAAAUUGUUUUGUUGUUUCUGCAAAUGAAACUCAACUUCUCUGUUCAAGAUAUACAAGAGUGGCAAAAUAUUAUCGUAGUAACAACAGUUCUGUUGAAAAACGAGCACAUUCUAUACUAUUUGUAGGAAGAAGAUGGUAACAAUUACACUAUAACUCUUGCUUUUGAUUUGGGUAUUUACAGAUCAUGUUUGUUUGUUUGUUUGUUUUAAUUGGAAUAGAUCAUAUUUGUUAUA
Messenger RNA from Cryptomeria japonica (Japanese cedar), 1687 nucleotides. RefSeq names its product probable inactive purple acid phosphatase 2. NCBI's taxonomy places the organism in Eukaryota, Viridiplantae, Streptophyta, Pinopsida, Cupressales, Cupressaceae. Gene Ontology annotation, molecular function: hydrolase activity. The record is from RefSeq and is a predicted model, not a curated record. The transcript is spliced from 2 exons. The coding region runs from base 16 to 1257 and encodes 413 amino acids.